Molecule: messenger RNA, 1481 nt
Organism: Conger conger (European conger)
Lineage: Eukaryota; Metazoa; Chordata; Actinopteri; Anguilliformes; Congridae
Gene: dnaaf4
Product: dynein axonemal assembly factor 4
Exons: 9
Coding region: 64-1314 (416 amino acids)
Biological process (GO): outer dynein arm assembly; cilium movement; inner dynein arm assembly
Molecular function (GO): nuclear estrogen receptor binding
Source: RefSeq, a predicted model, not a curated record
UGCGUGUUCCAUUUUACAUCUAGCAAACUAACGUAUCUAGCCUAUCCAACAUAUCUGAAGAAAAUGCCUUUAAUAGUCCAAGAUUACUCAUGGACGCAAUCGGAAUCUAUGCUUUAUAUAAGUGUACCCCUAAAAGGAAUUAAUCCUGGAAAAGUGGACGUAUUUGCCACAGAUGAAUAUCUUAAGGUCAGUUUCCCACCAUUUUUAUUCGAAGUCUUCUUGUUUGAACCAAUUGAUGAUGACAAAAGCGUCGCACAAAUCGGAAACGGUGUGGUCAUUUUCACUUUGCACAAGAAGAACGAAGGAAUAUGGGAACAGCUUUCAUUGAAAAACGAUGACAAGGAUAAAUUGAAAGAGAUCAGAUUGAGAGCGGUGCUUAAAGCCCAGGAAAAGUCAGAGGCUGAUGCAAAAGCCGAAGCUGCAAGAAAACAAGAAGAAAAGAAAUAUGCUCUGCAGAGUAUGAUGAAGCUGGAAGAUGAGGAGCGAACAAAAAUUAACAAGAUUAAGGAAGAGGAACGUGAGAGAGUGUCUGCGGAGAUGGAGGCUUGGAAAAUUAAACAGAAACAAGAAGCAGAAAAAGAGAUGUCACAACGGAAGCAGAUUAUCAUUGAUGAAGAACACAAGAAGAGAAAGCCAAAUAUAAUAUCUGUAUCCAAGUCUGCGGAAAACAAAGGCACAGUCAAACAUGGUUGCCAAAAUCCGUCCAUUGAGUCAAAACAGGUGACUCUGCCAGCUCCGAGAUGCUCUGGCAAUAUUAAAGUAAAGUUCACUCCACGAGUGUUUCCCACAGCCCUGCGAGAAUCCAGGGUAGAUGAGGAAGAGGAGUGGCUGAAAAAGCAGGCCGAGGCCAGGAGAGUAAGCAGUGCGGAUGCGGCAGAGCUCGACGAUCUGACGGACGAGGAGAGGAACCCGGACUGGCUGAGGGAGAAGGGAAACAAACUGUUUGCGACUGGUAACUAUCUGGCCGCUGUCAGUGCCUAUAAUCUGGCCAUACAGCUCAACAGAAAUAUUCCGGCCCUGUAUUCAAACCGUGCUGCCUGUCAUCUCAAAUUGAGAAAUCUACAUAAAGCCAUAGAGGACUCCUCCAAGGCACUUAGGCUGCUGACGCCAGCAGUUCCUGACAAUGCGCCGGCCCGGCUGAAGGCACACCUGAGACGAGGCACAGCCUUCUGUGAGCUGGAGCUUUACACUGAAGGUCUUCAGGAUUACCAGUCAGCUCUGAAGAUUGACCCUCACAAUGAAGCUGUUCAAGCAGACGCACAGAAGAUCAGGCAAAUCAUUGAAGGAAGUCAAGAGGAGCAUGUUCAGCAUUGAACCAUUAUUUGCAUCACACAAUUAAAUAUACUUUAUUGUGACUGUAAACACUUACAUCAUUCUGUUUAUUCCAUCAGAAUACUUGACAUGUCAUCAUUUCUGUAAACAUUGUACAAAAUGUAUACUUAUUUCAGUUGUUCUUGAGGUCAUUAAAGAUUGUGGAAACA